Molecule: messenger RNA, 348 nt
Organism: Parascedosporium putredinis
Lineage: Eukaryota; Fungi; Ascomycota; Sordariomycetes; Microascales; Microascaceae
Source: the annotation of a GenBank genome assembly
AUGAAAUUUCAGAAGACGCUGAACGAGGCUAACGUGGGAACUCCUUUUCCGUAUAAUAGGGCCAACCUUCUCACCCAGAAGCGCCUGGCCGCGUCGGUCAUCGGCUGCGGCCAGAACAAGAUCUGGCUCGAUCCCAACGAAGUCAGCGAGAUCAGCAACGCCAACUCCCGUCAGACUGUGCGAAAGCUCAUCGCCGAUGGCCUCAUCAUCCGCAAGCCCGUCACCAUGCACUCCCGAUCCCGUGCUCGUGAGCUUAACCUCGCCCGCCGGGACGGACGUCACCGAGGCUUCGGUAAGCGCAAGGGUACCGCCAACGCCCGUAUGCCUUCGUAUGUCGACCCCACCUAA